AACAGCCCGCGCGCUCCUGGGAGCCCGUUGGGAAGCCAUUAACUUGCCUCACUUAGCGUGUGCGGGCUAGGUUUCUAUGCGUUAUUAUUCUAAGACUUAUACCUUGUAAAUAAAAAUAUAGCUCUAUCGUUCAAUCGUUAUCAACGGAUUUGCAAGCAAGUAACGUAACAUCACUAAUCAUGUUAUCGAUUGACGUGUUGUUUAUUUGUUAGUCGAAGAAGGACUGUGUAAGAUUUUAAACAUUUUCUCAACUAAUUGUAAAGUAUAAAAGAAAACAACAGCAAAAUGACUAUGACGGAAAAGCUAAAAGUUACUCAAAACGCGCCCAUGAGGCCAAUGCAUACCAUGCCAAAGAAAUCUCGUAAUGAAAUGAAUGUAAGGCAACUACUCAAAAAGUGUGAAUAUAUUGCUAAACAAGAGCCCGUGGAUAGCAACUGGAGGUUAAAACAGUAUGUAGAAUCGUUGGUCAAGAUGAACGCUGAACUUAAAACUGACCCUGAUAAGCCUGCAAAAGACGUAAUGGCAGAUUACACAAAAAGAAUCAAUUUCCUAAAGGGCUUGGUACAGUCUGCAACAUUGAACAAUCCAAUUGAAAAGUUAGAAGCUGUUCAACUGCUGCCUCAUGGAACAGCCUGUGCGGACACACCAGCCCAAGAAAUACAUCAAAAGACCGUUGCUAAAUAUGGAACAGAGCUACGAUCUGAACUAUUUGGAUUAGACGACAGCGAUGACACACUACGAAAACGCAACAUAAUUAAAGCUCCAAACUUUACCAGCAACAGUACAAGCCAGGAAGACAUUGAUACGCUUCUCAAGUACCACCAAAACAUGCAAGAAAAAGUUGCUGAAAAUAUGGUCAUGUUGACUAAAAGCCUGAAAGAACAAUCACAGAUUGCUAGCACUAUUAUUAAAGGAGAUACUGAGGCCCUAAAAAAGUCGUCAGAGUUGACAGAUACGAAUGUAUCUUCACUACAAGCGGAGUCGGAGCGGCUUGCAGUUCACAGUCGCGGCGCGUGGAAGUGGUGGCUCUGGAUAGUCUUGGCUCUCGUCAUGAUCAUCUUUAUUAAUAUGGUCUUGUUCAUGAAAGUCGCGAAAAAGAGUAAGUGAAUAAUUUAACAAGUAGGUGCACAUGACAUAAAUUAUUUAGCUUCAUAUCUACAGCAUAAUAAAUAAUGUUUAUUAUAUGUAUACUACGCAGUAAAAAUAAUGUAUACUUUUAAUACCUAUUUGUCGCUAUAAAAAUAUUGAGUACUUACCAUAGUUAGUGUAUAUUCUUGAAUGUAACUAUUAUUGUAAAUAUUUUAUAAAUAAAAGUAUUUGUGUGGAAUUCCUGAGGAUUUGAUAAAAGAUAGGACAACAUUUGCUCAUGGAGUGUAUUCGGACGGAAC
Messenger RNA from Hyposmocoma kahamanoa, 1388 nucleotides. RefSeq names its product vesicle transport protein USE1 (gene Use1). Gene Ontology annotation, biological process: retrograde vesicle-mediated transport, Golgi to endoplasmic reticulum. Bases 286 to 1107 code for a protein of 273 amino acids. The transcript has 6 exons. The record is from RefSeq and is a predicted model, not a curated record. NCBI's taxonomy places the organism in Eukaryota, Metazoa, Arthropoda, Insecta, Lepidoptera, Cosmopterigidae. Gene Ontology annotation, cellular component: SNARE complex; endoplasmic reticulum. Gene Ontology annotation, molecular function: SNAP receptor activity.